Molecule: messenger RNA, 614 nt
Organism: Owenia fusiformis
Lineage: Eukaryota; Metazoa; Annelida; Polychaeta; Sabellida; Oweniidae
Source: the annotation of a GenBank genome assembly
AACAGAUUGAUUUCAAGAUCUCUCAUUACAAAUGGAAAAUAUGAUAGUCCAAAACCUGACCAAAUUGAUACAACAGCAGCAAUUAAAUAUGGUGUAUUUGUCAUAAAUAUAAUGUGCCCGCACAAUAGCUAUGAUAUCACAUUUGACCCUGCUAAAACACAUGUUGAGUUCCAUGAUUGGGAUGGCAUAAUGAUCUCUUUGGAGGAAGCUGUGAAUGGCAUGUUAAAAAGGGAAAACCUAUUGUCUGUAAAUUCUACAGGAGGCAUUCUAACUGGAGAUAUUGAAGAUGGCGAGAACAUUAAGAAUGAUGGAGCGAAGGAUUGGGUAUGCAGCUUUGAAAUAGGAAAGGAGAUACAUACUGAAAAUAUCCGAAAUAAUCUUCAGUCCAAAAAAGUACAUAGAAUGAGCAACUCUGCUCUGAUGUCAAGUACACCUCAACUAUUGAAAGCUUCAGAACCAGUAGCAUGUGUGACCUCAGACCAAGUGUGCAACACUUUGGUCCACUUUUCUGAAACCUCAAGUGAAUUUGACAGCACAACAAAGCAGUUAGUAACACCUUUUCAGUCUUCCGAGCACAUAUGUGAAACACUGAUGCAAAAUGUCAAAGACACACC